CAAAACAUACUUAAUUAAAAAUUCACUACUUCACUUUCCCCUCAAACGUUUCACACACUCUUGUGUUGCAGGAUGCCGAACUACCACCACCACCGAACUCCCUUCCUCUCUUCUUCUUCUUCUUCUUCAACGCAAUCCUUCAUUUCGCGUCUAAUUCUUCUACUCACUCUCCUUCCUCUAUCCCUCGCAGCUCUAGCCUUCGUUCUCCAAUGGAGAGGGGGUGGCCUCCCGGACCCCGUCAUCUCCUCCAUCACCUCCUCUUCCUGGGCUCCGCACGACUCCAAUCAUCACAACAACGAGGUUUUCCCGGGGAUGGAAACUUUCGCUUCUCUCUCCCCCAAAUAUCAUUCUUCCUCUUCGUCUGAUUGCUCUACUCUUGCCCGUACUGCUUCCCCUUCCUUACCUUACUACGGGGACUGGAAGUUUGGUUUGGAGGCUAAUUUAAGGCCCAAGAUCUGUGUAACAACAAGUACAUCAGCUGGUUUGGAUCAGAUUCUACCAUGGAUGUUUUACCACAAGGUUAUUGGGGUAACAACAUUUUUCCUUUUCGUGGAAGGGCAGGCUGCAUCUCCUAAUGUUUCUAAAGUGUUGGAAUCAAUUCCUGGAGUAAAAGUGAUAUACAGGACAAAAGAGCUGGAGGAGCAACAGGCUAAAAGCCGAAUCUGGAAUGAGACGUGGUUAUCAAGUUUCUUUUAUAAACCAUGCAACUAUGAACUAUUUGUGAAGCAAUCUCUCAAUAUGGAGAUGGCUAUAGUUAUGGCAAGGGAUGCAGGCAUCGACUGGAUACUUCAUCUUGAUACCGACGAAUUAAUACACCCUGCAGGUGCUCAUGAGUAUUCCUUGAGGCAGUUGCUGCUUGAUAUCCCUGCAAAUGUUGAUAUGGUUAUAUUUCCAAACUAUGAAAGCAGUGUUGAACAGGAUGAUAUCAAAGAUCCUUUUACUGAGGUAUCAAUGUUUAAGAAGAACUAUGACCACCUUCCAAAAGAUACAUACUUUGGCCUGUACAAAGAAUCAACUCGUGGUAAUCCAAAUUACUUUUUGACUUAUGGAAACGGGAAAUCAGCUGCUCGGAUUCAAGAUCAUCUACGUCCAAAUGGUGCACACAGAUGGCACAAUUAUAUGAAAACCCCAAAUGAGAUCAAAUUAGAGGAGGCUGCUGUUCUGCAUUACACAUAUGCCAAAUUUUCUGACUUGACCUCUAGACGUGACCGAUGUGGGUGCAAGCCCACAAAGGAGGAUGUUAAAAGAUGCUUUAUGCUGGAGUUUGAUAGAUCUGCGUUUAUAAUUGCUUCAACCGGAACAGAUGAGGAAAUGCUAAACUGGUAUCGUGAGCAUGUUGUAUGGGGUGACAAAGAUCUGAAACUGAAACUCCUGAAAAAGGGCAUUUUAACAAGGAUACAUUCUCCCAUGGUCAUAAUACAAGCUUUACGAGAAUCUGGUGUCUUAAGCUCUGUUAUUUCAUCUGCUUCCACAACUCUUUCGAGGGAAAAGUUUUUGGCAACAAUCGAUAGCAGUAACUCUUCAAGAGCUGCUGCAUCAAUCUCCCUUCCUUCUCGACAGGUCGAUAGAAGCAGACAGCAUCAGGCGUCUGGUAGGAAGGUCUUGAAUGUUGAAGCAAGCCGCUCUCACGAAGCAGCUGUUCCGCCUUUGCCACCUCCGGAAAUGGACAAUUCGCAGCUUCUCAUCUAGGAAGGUUUAGUUGGGUGGUUUAUAUGGUUGUCCCUGCUUCUAUGAUUGUCUGGAUGUUGAACUUGUUGGCAAGGGAAGAAUCAGGAUAGAUUAAUUUGCAAGCAGGCUUACCAUUGUAAUUCUAUAAGCUCGUUGUAAUUCGUUUGGA
Messenger RNA from Carica papaya (papaya), 1837 nucleotides. RefSeq names its product elongation defective 1 protein / ELD1 protein (gene KOB1). Gene Ontology annotation, biological process: response to abscisic acid; cellulose biosynthetic process. The record is from RefSeq and is a predicted model, not a curated record. Lineage: Eukaryota; Viridiplantae; Streptophyta; Magnoliopsida; Brassicales; Caricaceae.